This is a messenger RNA of Ambispora gerdemannii, 477 nucleotides long. NCBI's taxonomy places the organism in Eukaryota, Fungi, Glomeromycota, Glomeromycetes, Archaeosporales, Ambisporaceae. The record is from the annotation of a GenBank genome assembly.
AUGAGCUCUUCUCAAGCACAACAAAGUCAGAUUCCUGAAAACAUGACGUCGAGUCAAAAGAAGAAACUUUUUACUUUUAAAAGGACUACCCUUUAUUUAGAGAAUAAAGGUAGUAUUGCUAGAGACCAUUUAGCAAAUGAAAGAACAUUUCUUGCAUGGCUGCGUACUGCUUUGUCAUUCUCUGGGAUAGGAAUUGCAAUUUCUCAACUAUUCAAACUAAGUGUGCAGGAAAGAACUAUGAAGGGAGGAACUAUGCUAUCAUCGAGCCCCAGUGAAAAAUCUGCGAAAGUGUUAUCCGUCACAUUUAUCUUACUUGGGAUGGUAUUUUUAUUGCUGGGUAUCUUGCGUUACUUUAAUUCUCAAAUGACAAUGACAAAAGGACGAUUUCCUGCUACAAGAUUGAGUAUUAUUGUUGCUGCUUUUUUGACGAUUGCUAUAUUGGUUGGAAUUAUUGUUAUGUUGGUGAUAGAUUCUUGA